CUGCACAUGCACCCCUGGUCUUCAGAGCUUCCGGAAGGUUCAAUUUGUGUUCAUUUCUUCAGCGAUUUCGCGACGAUACUCAAACCCAGUGUUGCAUUCUCGUAGAAUACCAGAUGCGCUGCGAAUACUGUUUCUUCCGACGUUUUUUUUUUCCUUUUUUUCUUUUUUUUUCUUUUUUUUUUUUUAAACCUUGGGGUAGUUUUGUGUGAUAGUGCUGUAGUUUUGCUGAAUUUGCAGGCGUUUUAUGAAACUGGAUCGGGUGAGGGAGGAUUGAAGAAGAUGUAGUUGGAGAGGCACGUCGUGAUGGUCACUAGAUUUUUUUCAUUCUCAAAGGAUUUUCUUGCUUUCCAAUUGGUAAAUUGAUGUCGGAUAUGUGAGUUUGGGUUGUCGGGUGGUUUAGUUGUUUUUGCUCUUGAGAACCCUAUUUGUUUGGUGGAGGUGCUGCAUUGUGCAGCAGAUUGUGGUGAGGCUUUUUAGGUUCCUUUUGGUGUUUUGGGGGCUCUUUUAGGUUUGGAUACAAGGUAAUCGCCUCCACUAGAUUGCCGAAUUGUGAGGUUUAAGGGUUUUUGAGGUACUAGUAGUGAGUUAGACGAUCGGUAGACGCUUGAAUAUGGAAAGACUUGAGAGGAAUGCGCGAGGGGAUAUGAGUUGGUCAAGAUGGAAACUGGGAGUUGUGUGCCUUCUGUCGUUGAUUGUGGCUAUGGCUGAGCUCUCCGUUGGGGCUGAGCUGGAAUCUGUCAACUUGACAUCGGAGGGGAUAACGUGGGCAACUACCAUGGACAUGGAUGAGCUUGAACAACCAGACGAGAAAGUUACUCUUGUCGAGCAGCCAGACGCUGGCGAGGGAUUUAAUUCCAUGGAGUCCAUGCUUCAAUGGGCCAUUGGUCAUUCUGAUCCAGAGAAGCUGAAGGUGGCGGCUAAAGAUGCAAGAAAAUUGUCUUCAGAGGAAUUGGAAAGACGGCGUGAUGAUAUCAAGGAAAUGAUGGACAGAUUGCGCGUACCUUCUGAUGCGGAGCUAAUGAAAAUUGCAAUCGCAGACCUUCUCAAUUCGACACUGUCUAUCGAAGAUCGGCAGCGAGCACUUCAAGAGUUGCUCAUCCUAGUUGAGCCUAUCGACAAUGCCCGGGAUGUUUCAGAUUUGGACAAGCUUGGUGGUUUAAUACUUGUCAUAGCGGAGUUGGACCAAGCAGCGGAGGAGCUUCGGACAACCGCAGCUUGGAUACUUGGAAAGGCUUGCCAAAACAAUUUGGUCGUACAAAAGCAGGUUCUGGAGUACAGAGGGCUGCCAAGGUUGAUGGAGAUGGUGGAAUCGAGCUCUCCGGAAGAGUCUGUGAAAGCAUUGUAUGCUGUAUCAGCUAUGAUACGCAAUUUUCCUCUUGGGCAGCAGGAGUUUUACAUGAAUGGCGGUGCUGGGUUGUUGGAGAGACUAUUGGGAGGAUCGGCCGUAGACAUUCGGUUGCGCAGGAAGUCAUUGUUUUUGGUGGCUGAUUUGGCUGAGCAGAGUCAUUCACUGCGUGAUGAGCAGCUUGAUGCCACAAUGGAAGAAUCGCCGCCUGUCCCUGAUUCUGUGAAUCUAUUUAGUGAAAGACUCCUGAAUUCUGUUGUGAAUCUGAUGGAAGCUACAGAUAUGGAUACUCAAGAGAAGGCGUUGAUGGCAAUCAGGAGCCUGAGCAAUGUUAGUAAUAGAAUUCGAAAAACAUUAGUUAAUGUUUGCGGAGUAGAGAAUACCUUGAAAAAAUUGAAAAGCCAGUUGCAUGAGUUGCAUCAAGACGUGGACCAAGCGGAUUUUGCUAGAGAUUUAGAGGCUUUGCGACAAGAAGUUGCGGAUACCAUCUCGAAUUCUAAAGAACCCUCCGAAACAGAGGGCUUGAGAGAUGAAUUGUAAGAUGCAGAUAUUUUAAUUUUAAUUUUGAUAGAACUUAAUUCUUUUCAUACCAUCAGGGGCUUAUUUUAACAGGCUCUUUCCUAGCAGUAUUUGGGAGGAAGCAGUGGCUGAUGUCUUCUGUGAAGCGUGUUAUUAGUUAUUCACUUCAUCCAUGACCUAGACGAAUAUGAAGCAAAUUGAAGAUGGGUACAGCAUCUUCAUAUGAUUCCGCUAGUAUCAACUUCGAGACGUUGUAGAAUUUUCUGCACUAGCGACAAUUGUUUAGCAUCUUUGGCUGGACUCCCAAGUGGUCACUUUUGUACCCGUUGAAUGACUUCCGAACAUUUUCUUAGUAUUUAAGGACUUUUUA
This is a messenger RNA of Physcomitrium patens, 2234 nucleotides long. RefSeq names its product hsp70 nucleotide exchange factor FES1. The record is from RefSeq and is a predicted model, not a curated record. NCBI's taxonomy places the organism in Eukaryota, Viridiplantae, Streptophyta, Bryopsida, Funariales, Funariaceae. Gene Ontology annotation, molecular function: adenyl-nucleotide exchange factor activity. Gene Ontology annotation, cellular component: endoplasmic reticulum.